AUAAUGUUUUUUUGUUUUUGGUUUUGAAAAGAGAAUGAGCAAGAAACGAAGCACCUGGAAGCCUUAGAAGGAGCCAAAACGAGGCUCCGUCUCUUUCAGAUGGAUCUCCUCGACUACACCUCCCUAUUCGCCUCCAUCAAUGGCGUCAGCGGCGUCUUCCAUGUUGCAUCUCCUUGCGUUCUCCAAGUUCAUGAUCCUCAGAAGCAACUGUUGGAGCCGGCUAUUGAGGGCACCAAAAAUGUGCUCAAGGCAGCAAAAGAGCUGGGCGUUAGGCGCGUGGUGCUGACUUCGUCUUUCUCCACCAUAAUUCCCAACUAUAACUGGCCGGCUGAUGUUGUCCUCAAUGAGGAUUCCUGGAGCGAUGUCGACUACUGCCGCCGCAAAGGGGUGAAUUUCCAGACCUUCUAUCUAAUUGCUCUGUUUUUGGUUCAGAUUAUGUAAUUAUUUUCAUUUUACUGUUUUAUUUAUUUAUUUAUUGAAGCUGU
Molecule: messenger RNA, 485 nt
Organism: Camellia sinensis
Lineage: Eukaryota; Viridiplantae; Streptophyta; Magnoliopsida; Ericales; Theaceae
Source: RefSeq, a predicted model, not a curated record